Molecule: messenger RNA, 4409 nt
Organism: Ailuropoda melanoleuca (giant panda)
Lineage: Eukaryota; Metazoa; Chordata; Mammalia; Carnivora; Ursidae
Product: mineralocorticoid receptor
Exons: 3
Coding region: 406-2346 (646 amino acids)
Biological process (GO): regulation of DNA-templated transcription
Molecular function (GO): zinc ion binding; sequence-specific DNA binding; DNA-binding transcription factor activity
Source: RefSeq, a predicted model, not a curated record
AGGGAGAGGGAGAGAGGCUGCGUUUAAAGGGCUUUGGCUGCGCUGAAAAUCACCCGCUUUUCCUGCACGGUUAAAACAAGGAAAUUCAAAUCGUGUGGGAACGUGAUCCUUUUGCUCGCUGGCAGCGACGCUGCGGCUGCUCUGCUGAGAGGUAACUCGCAAGACCGAGGAAAGGGGCGGGGAGAGGAACCUCGGGGGUCGGGUAAAGCCCACUAGGAGUCCUCCCUUGCGCGCGGACGCUGUGGGCGGUGCCUGGGCCAGGGCUGCCGCUCACCUGGCGCUGCAGGUGGAGAGCAUGAGGGAACAACACCUUGACUGGAUCUCGGAAAACCCGACUUCUUCCGCGUCACCACACUUUUCACGUCUUUCCAGAUAGCCUGAGGUCGGCCAGGAGGAGAGUCAGCUAUGGAGACCAAAGGCUACCACAGUCUCCCUGAAGGUCUAGAUAUGGAAAGACGGUGGGGUCAAGUUUCUCAGGCUGUGGAACAUUCUUCCCUGGGACCUACAGAGAGGACCGAUGAGAAUAACUACAUGGAGAUUGUCAAUGUAAGCUGUGUUUCCGGUGCUAUUCCAAACAACAGUACUCAAGGAAGCAGCAAAGAAAAACACGAACUACUCCCUUGCCUUCAGCAAGAAAAUAAUCGGUCUGGGAUUUUAACAUCUGAUAUUAAAACUGAGCUGGAGUCUAAGGAACUUUCAGCAACUGUAGCUGAGUCCAUGGGUUUAUACAUGGAUUCCGUAAGAGAUGCUGACUACACCUAUGAUCAGCAGAACCAACAAGGAAACAUGAGUCCAGCAAAGAUUUAUCAAAAUGUUGAACAGCUGGUGAAGUUUUACAAAGAAAAUGGCCAUCAUCCUUCCACUCUAGGUGGUGUGAACAGGCCCUUGAGAUCCUUCAUGUCUGACUCUGGGAGCUCUGUGAAUGGUGGGGUCAUGCGUGCCAUUGUUAAAAGCCCUAUUAUGUGUCAUGAGAAGAGCCCAUCUGUUUGCAGCCCUCUGAACAUGACGUCUUCAGUCUGCAGCCCUGCUGGAAUCAGCUCUGUGUCCUCCACCUCUGCCAGCUUUGGCAGUUUCACAGUGCACAGCCCUAUCACCCAGGGGACUCCUUUGACAUGCUCCCCUAAUGUUGAAAAUCGAGGCUCCAGGUCGCACAGCCCAGCACAUGCCAGCAAUGUGGGCUCUCCUCUCUCAAGUCCAUUAAGUAGCAUGAAAUCCCCAAUAUCCAGCCCUCCGAGUCAUUGCAGCGUAAAAUCUCCGGUCUCCAGUCCUAAUAAUGUCACUCUGCGAUCCUCUGUGUCUAGCCCUGCAAACAUCAACAACUCAAGGUGCUCUGUUUCCAGCCCUUCCAACACGAAUAACAGAUCCACGCUCUCCAGUCCAACUGCUAGUACUGUGGGAUCUAUCUGUAGCCCUGUGAACAAUGCCUUCAGCUACACUGCUUCUGGCACCCCCGCUGGAUCUAGUGCAGCCCGGGAUGUGGUUCCUAGUCCAGACACACAGGAGAAGGGUGCUCAAGAGGUCCCCUUUCCAAAGAGUGAGGAAGUAGAGAAUGCCAUCUCCAAUGGUGUGACUGGCCAGCUUAACAUUGUCCAGUACAUAAAACCGGAGCCAGAUGGAGCUUUUAGCAGCUCAUGUCUGGGAGGAAAUAGCAAAAUAAAUUCUGAUUCCCCAUUCUCAGUACCAAUAAAGCAAGAAUCAACCAAGCAUUCAUGUUCAGGCACCUCUUUUAAAGGGAAUCCAACGGUAAACCCAUUUCCAUUUAUGGAUGGCUCAUAUUUUUCCUUUAUGGAUGAUAAAGACUAUUAUUCUCUAUCAGGAAUUUUAGGACCACCUGUGCCCGGCUUCGAUGGUAACUGUGAAGGCAGCGGAUUCCCCAUGGGUAUUAAACAGGAACCGGAUGAUGGGAGCUAUUACCCAGAGGCCAGCAUCCCUUCAUCUGCUAUUGUUGGUGUGAAUUCAGGUGGACAGUCCUUUCACUACAGGAUUGGUGCUCAAGGUACAAUAUCUUUAUCACGAUCGGCUAGAGACCAAUCUUUCCAACACCUGAGUUCCUUUCCUCCCGUUAAUACAUUAGUGGAGUCAUGGAAAUCACAUGGCGACCUGUCAUCUAGAAGAAGUGAUGGAUAUCCAGUUCUAGAAUACAUUCCAGAAAAUGUAACAAGCUCUACUUUACGAAGUGUUUCUACUGGAUCUUCAAGACCUUCCAAAAUAUGUUUGGUGUGUGGGGAUGAGGCUUCAGGAUGUCAUUAUGGGGUAGUAACCUGUGGCAGCUGCAAAGUGUUCUUCAAAAGAGCAGUGGAAGGUAAAUGUUCAUGUGGGUGUUCCUUUUCACAUUUCCUUUCCUAGUGUGUAGUUUACAUGCAUAGUUAAUGCUAAAUCAUUAUUGGGAAAUAAUUCAAAAAUGUCUUUGAGGCAGUCUGUCCGCGAUAAAUAGAAAUAAUGUCUUACCUAAAAGCCACCUGAAGAUGUUCCACUGAGCGCUGUUUAAUGGGCAAGAUUUGACACGGAGAACUGCGAUCAAUCAAAAAGAAGUUUUCGUUUUUGUUUGUUUGUUUUUCAGUUAGCCUUAGAAAAAUAAUUCUCCAUAACCUUAAUUUGCAUGAUGUGCAAAGCAUUUUUACUAGGCACGCAUAGAAUGCAUCAUAUCUUUUCUGUGUUUCCGCAUAAAAUAUAUGUGUUUGUGGCAAAGUAAAACAUUAAUAUCAGAAUCGUGUCUGUAAUUUGAGUUCCAUACAGAAUAAUUCCAUUUAGCAGCUGCUUCAUAUUCCAGGUCCCUGCUAAUGUCCUGCCUUUGUUCUAACUGAAGGUUUUCCAAACCAGGAAGUUAAAUUAGACGUCUGACUGUAGUUCUCUAGGUGUAUUUAGGCUAGCUUUUGCUUCUGUCCACGUAAUUGUACUUCCUCAGGAGAAGUAGUCUUUUAGUUUGUUUUUGCCUCCCUCCAUCCUCACUUAUAAGCAAUGAAUUAACAUCAGACUUAGUCCAGAUGGUUUUAUUAAUGUUGACGACAUGACUGGUGAAAGUGUAGAAUUUUUGCUAUAAACAGCAGCGUUACCGGCGUAAUUGACAGCGAUUUCACCAGGGAGUUCCACAUUAAGACUCCUGUAGAUUUAGUUCUCAGGACAGUUUUCGAGAGAUGGAUCAGUGCUUCAGAGACCUAGGGGUAAAGGACUUGAAUGCUUCAUCUAUUUUGCUGGUGACCACGAAGAAAUGUUUUGGAUGCAAAAGCUGACCAAGUAGUUAUUUCUGAGCUUCUGGGAUUGAUUUCGUGUUCUUUAAUUAAUUUUACAUGAUUUUACAUUAUUUACACUAUUAAUUAUUUAAUAGUCCCCAAACCCAGCAUUGAAUUGGUAAUAGGAAUUCUGUAUUUCUUUCGCAGAAUAUGGGCUCUUGGUUACAGGUGACAGAAAACUCAACACAAACUUUCUUAAGCACCAGUGGAAAUUCAUUGGUUCACAUAACUCUAAAGCCCUAUUGUAGGCUUGGCUUCAGACAAGCCGUGGUCUUAAGCCAGGUGGUUAGAACUCAAUCCCAUCCUCCCCCUCCUUGACUUUGCCCUGGCUCUACUCUCGUCCAGGUUCUCUCAUGGUGAUGAGACAGCCACCAGGACCUCAUGAAAAAGAGGUCCUCUGUUCCCAACUGUUCUUAUAAAAGUCCCCAGUUAAAUCUCCUAAGACUGCACCUGGCUCCCAUGUUCCCCUCUGAACCAGUGCAGUGAUCUGACAGGCUCCUUCUAGCUGGAGUUAGCCAACCUAAGCUACCUAGACCAAGAGUGGGGAAGAGUAUUUCCCAUAGGAAAAAAUGGAUCCUGUUACCAGGAGAUUGAUUCCUGGAAAAUAAAUUUGUACGAUACUGAAACCAAUUUAUUUUUUCAGACUUUCCUCCCAUGUCACCCCCUUUUCUCUUUCCUUAACUCUAUGAUUGGCUCAGUAGAAGAUAAAUAGGUAAAAUUGCCUCUGUCCUAAUGCCACUCUGUACCUUCCAAUGUAAGGACUCCCUCCUGAACAAAGUAAGGCGAUAUGUAAAAAUAAAGCAGUAUGGAAAAGGGUGUUUGGAGGGGGACCCUCUGUGUGGCCUGCAUGUGGGUCAGCUUUCAUUUCAGGACCCAGGUUGAGGCUGGUUAUGGCACCUGCACUUCUCUGCUUCUGAAGCAAAAGGUUUUCCCAAAGGUUUUGCUUAGUUUUUGUUUUAAAUAAUUUCUAUGGAAGUAACUGAGGAAAGAAGUGUUUUUGUAACUAAGGUAUAAAUAAAUAAGGAGAAGCCCUACAUCUUUUUCUUUCGUUGGAAAGCUAAUCAAUACUGGAUAAUGAAACCCUUUUAAGACUUCUAUUAGUAUAGUUUAGUCCCUAUUGGGGGGGGCGGAUUACGAUUUUAAAGCUCACCUGAAUGAAACAAGGCUAUAAAUUUUGAA